AAACGGUAUCGUUAGUAGCUAGCUAGAUAGGUGAUGUUGUAAAUUGCUUGGCUAAUUUCGCUCGAAUUCAGUGUUCACAGACCAUCAGGAUGUCGGUUCCUUUGUCUGGGGUAGAGCUGCUCAGAGUGUGUACAGUGCUCCAGGACUGUUCUGCACAGCUGUCAGUGCUGGGUCACAUCAUGCCCGACACCUACAGGGGUCGUCCAGAAGCUGAUAAGUUUGUGUCAGCCGACAUUGGACAGGUCCUUGAACAGCAGAAAGGGGCAGAGCAGAACCUGAAAGCAGCCCGUCAGUUUGAGAGAGAGUCUGGGAGACUGUCAGAUGCCACCCGUGAGCUGCACAGAUCCCAGAAGGAACUGAACCGCACACUAGAGGAGAACCCACUGUCCCCUGACAACCUGGCCAAGGUGCAGAGAGACAGUCAGUUUGUGGGUCACGUGAUUGCUGAUGUGUUGGCAGAGCUGCAAGAGAAAGGGACCUUUCACAGCUUGCUUUUCGCUGUGGAAGAAGAGAAAAGAAGGAAGGCCAACCUCCUGGACAUAAUAAUCAGGUCAGGUUAUGGUCAAUAUGAAUAUGUAGGCUAA
Salvelinus namaycush (lake trout) is the source of this 584-nucleotide messenger RNA. RefSeq names its product dynein regulatory complex protein 9-like. The record is from RefSeq and is a predicted model, not a curated record. NCBI's taxonomy places the organism in Eukaryota, Metazoa, Chordata, Actinopteri, Salmoniformes, Salmonidae. Gene Ontology annotation, biological process: sperm axoneme assembly; cilium organization. The transcript has 3 exons. Gene Ontology annotation, cellular component: sperm flagellum; cytoplasm. Bases 90 to 584 code for a protein of 164 amino acids.